Messenger RNA from Trachymyrmex septentrionalis, 264 nucleotides. RefSeq names its product odorant receptor 30a-like. Gene Ontology annotation, cellular component: plasma membrane. The record is from RefSeq and is a predicted model, not a curated record. The transcript is spliced from 3 exons. NCBI's taxonomy places the organism in Eukaryota, Metazoa, Arthropoda, Insecta, Hymenoptera, Formicidae. Bases 1 to 264 code for a protein of 87 amino acids. Gene Ontology annotation, biological process: detection of chemical stimulus involved in sensory perception of smell; sensory perception of smell. Gene Ontology annotation, molecular function: odorant binding; olfactory receptor activity.
AUGCAAGUUGUCUGGAAUACUUUUAUAAUAUGCAGUCUAGGAUUUAUUAUCAUAAUUAGUAAAUCAAUCGCUAAUGCAGUAUAUGAAUCACUGUGGUACGAUUUACUGAUAAAUCAAAAGAGAACUUUAACAUUCAUAAUAAUGAGAUCUCAAAAACAAAUCAUGAUUACGGCAGGAAGAAUUACGAGUUUAUCUUUGGAAACUUUCACGAGCAUCUUAAAAGCGUCAGCAUCAUACGUAUCUGUUUUACAUGCGAUGUAUUGA